This is a messenger RNA of Paralichthys olivaceus (Japanese flounder), 3147 nucleotides long. It is a transcript of the gene gatb, whose product is annotated as glutamyl-tRNA(Gln) amidotransferase, subunit B. The record is from RefSeq and is a predicted model, not a curated record. Gene Ontology annotation, biological process: mitochondrial translation; glutaminyl-tRNAGln biosynthesis via transamidation. Gene Ontology annotation, molecular function: glutaminyl-tRNA synthase (glutamine-hydrolyzing) activity. Gene Ontology annotation, cellular component: glutamyl-tRNA(Gln) amidotransferase complex; mitochondrion. NCBI's taxonomy places the organism in Eukaryota, Metazoa, Chordata, Actinopteri, Pleuronectiformes, Paralichthyidae.
GACAACAUGGCGGCCUCCUGUGCAGCAGCAGGUGAGCUGCUGCUGCUGCUGAGUGUCAACAAACCGACCAAGAUAUUCAACCCGAAGACUUCGUGUUUAUUCCGGAGGAUUCACACGACGAGCUCCAGAGGACGCAGUGAGUCUCAGCCCCGAGCGAGGAGUGCUCCCCAGCAGCUGGUCGGUGUGGUCGGCUUGGAGAUCCACGCCCAGAUUAACUCUAACACCAAGCUCUUUUCUGGCUCACACGUUCGUUUCUCAGCCCCUCCAAACUCCCUGGUGUCAUUCUUCGAUGGAUCUUUGCCUGGCACAUUACCGGUUCUGAACCGACGAUGUGUUGAGGCAGCAGUGAUGACAGGGCUGGCUCUCAACUGCACUAUCAACAGGAAGUCACUUUUUGACAGGAAACAUUACUUCUACGCUGACCUCCCUGCUGGAUACCAGAUCACUCAGCAGCGGCGGCCCGUUGCAGUAGACGGCAUCCUGACUUACAGCCUCUUUGGGGGAAAGAAGAGGAGCCAAGUGAUCAGAAAAACUGUGACUAUAAAACAGAUUCAGCUGGAGCAGGACAGUGGCAAGAGUCUCCACGAUGACGUCCGCAGCCAGACCCUCAUAGACCUCAACAGAGCAGGUGUAGGUCUAAUGGAGCUGGUGAUGGAGCCAGACAUGUGCUGUGGAGAGGAGGCUGCUGCAGCUGUCAGGGAGCUUCAGCUCAUCCUGCAAGCCUUGGGCACCUGUCAAGGCAACAUGUCUGAGGGCCAGCUGAGAGUAGAUGCCAACGUGUCCGUCCACACACCAGGUGAGCCCCUGGGCAUCCGAACAGAGGUGAAAAACAUCAACAGCAUCCGAUUCCUGGCCAGGGCUAUUGACUACGAGAUUCAGAGGCAGAUCAAUGUCCUGCAGAGAGGAGGGAGGGUGCAAAAUGAGACCCGGGCAUAUGAUUCCAAAUCGGGGGAGACGAUUCCAAUGAGGGACAAAGAGGGUCUUCAGGACUACAGGUUUAUGCCGGAGCCCAACCUGCCCCCUCUGAUUGUGUAUGAGGAUAACGCGUCGCUGCCCUCUGGCACUGAUGCGUGCCAGAUGGUGGUGGUGCAGAAGAUAAGGGAAGGGCUUCCAGAGCUACCCAGCAUCAAAAGAGACAGGCUGGUCCAAACAUACGGCAUCCUGCCCGAGCACAGCUUCACUCUGGUGAAUGAGGACGGGCUGGUGGAGUUCUUUGAGGAAGUGUUGAGGGCAACCAAGAAGGAGCCGCGGAAGGUGAUUGGCUGGGUGACAAACGAGCUGCUGUGUCACCUCAAACAACAAGACAUGAGCGUGAGCCAGAGCCCCGUCUCUCCUGCUGCCCUGGCCGAGCUGCUGGAACUGCAGGAAACAGGACACAUCUCCUCUUCAGUUGCCAAACAGGUGUUCCAGGAGAUGUGGAGGUCAUCAGGCAGGACGGCCUCGCAGAUCAUCCAGGAGCAGGAGCUGGGGCUUGUUAGUGACGCUGCGCAGCUGCACAGCAUCUGCCAGAAGGUGGUGGACUCGCAUCCUGAAGAGGUUAGAGCCAUCAGAAAUGGAAACAAGAAAGUUCUGAACAAACUGAUGGGCCUUGUUCAGAGAGAGACCAAAGGUAGAGCCGACCCAGUUCUGGUGAGGGUGAUUCUACAAGAGAAGACUUUGUGAAACUCGGACUGAUCUGCAAGACACAACUACUGUAUAUACCUUAAAGAAGAAGAAGAUAUAUGACAAAGAUGUUGAUGCAGAUCUGACUAAUCAUAUAUAUAUUACAUACCUAUAUAAUGACCUGGUCAUCGAUGGGUUGAUAAAACUAUUGAUGGUCAAGCUGAAAUUGAAGCCGCCGCCCUCAGUUCCUGAGAGGUUGACUUUCUGUAAAUACUGUACAAUGUUUUCACUGGACAACAGCAGCAGCUAUCUUCUGUGUGUGAUAUUUAUGUGUCCAAAGCGUGAUAAAGCUUUUUAGAUCAUUACUCUCUGAAAAUGUUUUAUACUGCAUGUUCAGAUAACGAUCUAAUAUUAAAAUAUGAUAAAACCACACAAAGUGCUUAAAAAAGGGAGAAACAGUGGAUGUGCAGAGAAAAUAUAAUGAUAACAUCAACAGAAUUAUAUGAAUGUAUAAAUAUAUAAAAAGGAUUAAUAAGCGUAAAUAAGUGCAAAUGGCAGAAAUGGUUCUGACAGUGAAUGUGUGACUGGUCAUGAUGGUCAACUGCUGAUGUCAGACUCUCAUCAAGAGAAGCAACAGUGACGGGCAUGAACGCAAUCAGUGAGCGCCCUCUUGUGGUUGAGCCACAUAAUACUUUCUACACAAAGGUCCAUUAAAUGUGGAUUCUCACUGAUCUUGAGGUGCAGAGACUUUGCUUGACAUAAACGUUUGCAUACAAUGUUCAAAUGUGUCCACGAAACAAUGCAUUUCAUAUAAAGGGAAAAUGGCUGAUCAUCGGUUCAGUAAACAUUCAGUCAAAUGCAGAAAUGAAGUCCAAACUAUUACAGCAGCUGUUCCCCUGCAGACAAAUUACAUCUUCCAUAUUGGACGAAUUUCAUUUGAGUCUCAUUCUCCAUGGGAACGGACAUGUUUUGCGGACAUGCUGCAGCAGUAACAGUCUGUUGCUGCUACACACCCUCUAAAACCGUGGGAGCUCUGCCAUGACGAUAUGUCUGCACUUGUUUCUGGAGACUUUUCAUCAGCUGUAGUGCACAACUUUGAAUUUUCUAUCUACAGUCCACGAUGUGACGAUAGAUGUGGGAUGGUUGUGACGCUGCUUGGUAUUUUUGACAUAAGUUCAGUAGUGACAGGAGGUGGCAGCUUCCAGUGCACCAGGAUUUGCCUGAUGCAGAAAAUAAAAACAGUGUUUUCUCCAACAGUUUAUCCCACACUGACUUAUUUUCAUGUUUUUUGACGCAGGUAACAACAUCUUUGACUGACGGGUAUAAAAUAAUGCAAUUUACUCUGCUAAAAAAAGAUUGAUAUUGCGCUCAUGAGCUGUCAAAAGGUUCCAUCACAGUUUGCACGUAAACAGAGGAGGUAAACUCCUGUGAGAACGAGACCUAGUUUUGAGCUAAAUCUCUCUGCAGGGAAUGUUCAUGAAGGGAAAUGUGCAUCAAACAAGAACUUCAAUAUGCAACAGAGCAAACAGCUGCAAAACCACCUCU